Impatiens glandulifera is the source of this 1376-nucleotide messenger RNA. RefSeq names its product protein transport protein SEC13 homolog B. The coding region runs from base 161 to 1069 and encodes 302 amino acids. The record is from RefSeq and is a predicted model, not a curated record. NCBI's taxonomy places the organism in Eukaryota, Viridiplantae, Streptophyta, Magnoliopsida, Ericales, Balsaminaceae. Gene Ontology annotation, cellular component: COPII vesicle coat; nuclear pore outer ring. The transcript is spliced from 2 exons. Gene Ontology annotation, biological process: COPII-coated vesicle budding; protein import into nucleus. Gene Ontology annotation, molecular function: protein binding; structural molecule activity.
CGGCCUUAUUCGUGAAAUACACUGAAAUCUCUCCUUCUUCAUCUUCUCUCUUCAUUUCGGAUCGUAAAACUCAAAAUCUCCAUUCAAUUCAUCUCCGAGGAAUCACAAACAGAUUCGAAACAGGAAAGAACAACAAAAUACAGAUUGAGGAAAAGCUGAGAUGCCAGGACAGAAGGUCGAAACAGGUCAUAAUGAUACAGUUCAUGAUGUAUCCAUGGAUUACUAUGGAAAGCGGUUGGCAACAGCUUCUUCAGACGCCACCAUAAAAAUAAUAGGCGUAAGCAACAAUUCAACCUCUCAAAAUCUCGCCACUUUAACUGGCCAUCAAGGUCCAGUUUGGCAAGUUGCAUGGGCUCACCCCAAGUUCGGUUCAAUCCUGGCUUCAUGUUCCUACGACGGGAGAGUAAUUAUUUGGAAAGAAAGUAACCCAAACGAGUGGAUACAGGCACAUGUAUUCACAGACCAUAAAUCAUCGGUCAACUCUAUCGCCUGGGCACCUCAUGAAGUGGGCCUAUGUUUAGCUUGUGGAUCUUCAGACGGCAACAUCUCAGUCUUCACUGCUAGAUCUGAUGGAACUUGGGACACAACCAAGAUAGAACAAGCUCAUCCUGUCGGUGUCACUUCAGUUUCAUGGGCACCUUCAACUGCUCCCGGUUCUCUUGUAGGGUCUGGGAUUCUGGAUCCUGUUCAGAAACUGGCUUCAGGCGGGUGUGAUAAUACAGUUAAAGUUUGGAAGUUAUCGAAUGGGUCAUGGAGGAUGGACUGUUUUCCUGCUUUGCAGAAACAUACAGAUUGGGUUAGAGAUGUAGCUUGGGCUCCCAACUUGGGACUUCCUAAAACCACCAUUGCUAGUGCCUCACAAGAUGGGACUGUGGUUAUAUGGACCGUGGCUAAGGAAGGGGAUCAAUGGGAGGGUAAAGUUUUGAAGGAUUUUAAGACACCGGUUUGGAGGGUUUCGUGGUCUUUGACUGGGAACUUGCUGGCUGUGGCUGCUGGGGACAAUAAUGUUACGCUCUGGAAAGAAGAAGUUGAUGGAGAAUGGCAGCAGGUGACUACUGUCGAUCAAUAAGGUUCGUGGUCGAUUCUUUCUACAGAUAAUCGCGGUUCAGAUCAUGGUUUGGAUUUGGUUUUUUAACUAGUUCAAUAAGUUUGGAAGAGGAUUGUGAAAACCUUUUUUGCAAUUGGGACAAGAAAUAAUUUCUAAAAAUCUAAAGCUGGUUUCUAAACAAUUAAAUCAUUUUGAUACAAAAAACUUGCCCUUAUGGCUUGACAUGAAUGUUUAUUCUGAAUAUGUUUUUUCAGGGAAAUGGGAGCCCUAGGAUGAUGAAUUCAAGAGAUGAAAUUAUUUGAAAUGUGAUGAACUUGUUGAUGUGAUA